This is a messenger RNA of Arabidopsis thaliana (thale cress), 1572 nucleotides long. RefSeq names its product ubiquitin-conjugating enzyme 37 (gene UBC37). Gene Ontology annotation, molecular function: ubiquitin conjugating enzyme activity; transferase activity; catalytic activity, acting on a protein. Gene Ontology annotation, biological process: protein ubiquitination. The transcript has 4 exons. NCBI's taxonomy places the organism in Eukaryota, Viridiplantae, Streptophyta, Magnoliopsida, Brassicales, Brassicaceae. The record is from RefSeq and is marked reviewed. Bases 583 to 1443 code for a protein of 286 amino acids.
AAUCACUGCAAAAUCCCUUUUGCCCCCAAUUGUUUUUCAGAAAGCUGUGAAGACGAAGAAGUUUCUGAAUCAAUGGCUCAAGCAGCGAGAUUAAGCCUGAGAAUGCAGAAAGAGCUAAAGCUUCUCCUCUCCGAUCCACCUCACGGCGCUUCGUUUCCACAUCUCUCUUCCGCCGCCAAUGGCUCCGGCGAUUUCUCCACUUUCUCCACCAUCGAUGCUCGUCAGCUUUUCUUCAUAUCCUCUUUUUUCAAUUUUCAAAUUCAAAUCUGUUUUGAUAUUCAUGAUUUUUUUCCAGAAAUCGAAGGUCCUGAAGAUACUGUAUAUGCUAAUGGAAUCUUCAAUUUGAAGAUUCAAAUCCCUGAGAGGUAAUCUAUCAAACUCGAUUCUGGUGUUUGAUGAUUUGAAUCUGAAUGUGAAUUUGGCUCUAUUAGAUAUCCAUUUCAGCCACCAAUUGUGUCGUUCGCUACACCGAUUUAUCACCCAAACAUCGAUAACAGUGGCCGGAUUUGCCUUGACAUUCUAAAUCUCCCUCCCAAGGGAGCUUGGCAACCAUCGUUGAAUAUCUCGACAGUUUUGACGAGUAUGAGAUUGUUGCUUAGUGAACCAAAUCCUGAUGAUGGAUUGAUGUGUGAAGUAAGCAGGGAGUAUAAAUACAAUAGACAAACUUUUGAUUAUAAGGCACGAGAGAUGACUGAGAAGUAUGCUAAGGUUAAAGCUGAUGGAUGCAGCACCAGCUUACAAAUUAAGAAUCAUGGAGAUGAGAAGUCUGGUGAAAGUGGAAAUAGUGUUAAGCUUAAGUUGACAGUGGAAUCUUCUUUAAGCAUAGCACAUACAGUGAAACGUGAGACUGCAGGGAGAGAUGAACAAGAGGAUGGCAAUGGGAAAAGAAAAGCAGUGGUUGGUUUUGGCGAGGGGAAUUCGUUUGGAAACGAUGGGAUUAAAAGGAGUAGGAAGAAGUUAUCUCUUGCAUUGCCUUCUCAAUCUCAAAAGAAAGACUUGUGUGGUGAAGAAGAGCUCACACGUGGUGUUUCAGCUGCUUGCAAAGAAAACAAAAAACCAAAUUUGAAUGGAAAGAAGCUUUCUCUGGGGCUGAAGCAGCCAUGUAAUGAUACUUUGGCGAGUUUUCGAACUUCUGCUGCGAAGAGUGACAACAAUAGACUAAGCCGAAAACUGUCCCUGAGAUCACCACUUGGAGAGUUGAAUGAAGUUAGCAAACCUGAGGUACUUGCGCAAACUGAUAUGAAACUGGAGAUGAAUCAAAAUGAAGAUGCAAGAAGUUUGCGAGGUGAGUUUGAGAAUUCGGUAUUGGAAGAAACAUCAAUGGCUGAAUCCAUUGUUGUUCUAGACAGUGAUGAUAGUGGACAAGAAGAAGAAGAAAGAGUCUCUUCUUCGAGGUCAAGAUUAUCACUGGCAAAGAGGAGAGUCCUCAAAUGUAGACCUUGAUAAGUGAUGAAAACUGUUUUUUUUGUUUUUUUUUGUUGUUGUUGUCAAUGUAGAUCAGGAUGUUAUUUAUAAUUAGAGCUUAUGAUUAGUAACCUUGAAAUGAAAAUGAGAUUAGAAAAUCUGAAAAUG